Ceutorhynchus assimilis (cabbage seed weevil) is the source of this 1728-nucleotide messenger RNA. The record is from the annotation of a GenBank genome assembly. NCBI's taxonomy places the organism in Eukaryota, Metazoa, Arthropoda, Insecta, Coleoptera, Curculionidae.
AUGGCUCCCAUACCGAUAAUAAACCUUGAGUUCUCUGAACUCAGGGAAAUCGUGUGGACUAAGCUUCAAGAGCCGAAUGCCCAAAGAAAGCUGGUGCUAGUGAUAGUGUCUAUAGCACUGUUGCUGGAUAAUAUGUUAUAUAUGGUAAUUGUUCCAAUUAUACCGGAUUACUUAAGAUAUAUUGGAGCCUAUCAAGAUGACCCCAUUCCGGAAAACUCCACGCUGCCCCCCGGGACCCCUUUCAAGCACGACCAUCACGGCCAGGACUCGGCCACCGGCAUCCUCUUCGCUUCCAAAGCCAUCGUACAGCUUAUGGUGAACCCUUUUUCCGGGGCCCUAAUCGACCGAAUAGGAUACGACAUCCCCAUGAUGGUUGGCCUGUGCAUCAUGUUCCUAUCAACAGCAGUGUUCGCUUGUGGCCGGAGUUACGGGCUCCUCUUCUUCGCCAGAAGUCUACAGGGCGUAGGAUCAGCGUUCGCAGACACAUCGGGUCUAGCCAUGAUCGCAGACCGCUUCACGGAAGAAAACGAGCGUUCAAAAGCACUAGGCAUAGCUCUAGCUUUCAUAAGCUUCGGGUGUCUAGUGGCACCACCGUUCGGUGGCGCACUAUACCAAUUCGCAGGCAAAGAAGUGCCGUUCCUCAUUUUAGCCUUCGUUUCUCUUCUAGACGGUUUCAUGCUUCUGAUAGUUAUGAAACCUAUAAAAGAGGUAAUAAAAGAAGCGAGAAUUGUCAAACCGCCAUCAGUGCCAAUAUGGAGGCUCUUUAUGGAUCCUUACAUAGCAGUUUGUUCGGGAGCAUUAAUGAUGGCAAAUGUGGCUUUGGCUUUUCUGGAACCAACCAUCUCCUUAUGGAUGGAGGACAAUUUGACAACCGACAAUUGGAAAAUAGGAAUGGUAUGGCUACCAGCGUUUAUACCGCACGUUAUAGGAGUAGUAAUCACCGUAAAAAUCGCAAAAAAGUACCCCCACUAUCAGUGGUUAAUGGCCGCUGGAGGGUUAGCCCUAGAAGGCUUAUGUUGUUUUAUAAUACCAUUUUCGACAAGUUAUGUAGUACUGAUGAUCCCACUAUGCGGAAUUUGUUUUGGAGUUGCUUUAAUCGACACAGCGCUUCUGCCAACUCUAGGUUAUCUGGUCGACGUACGUUAUGUCUCUGUAUACGGAAGCAUUUAUGCAAUAGCAGACAUUUCUUAUUCAGUAGCUUACGCUAUAGGACCGAUUAUAGCAGGAGGAGUAGUGGAAGCCAUAGGCUUCACCGCUCUAAACAUAGGCAUAGCCAUAUCCAACCUGGCGUACGUACCAGUACUGACAUACCUCAAGCACAUCUACGACUUUAAACCGUUUGAAAACGAAGCAAAUAUCCUCAUGUCAGAUCCACCUAAUAAAGAAUAUCAAACGUAUUCGAUGCAAGAACAAAAAGCCGUCAAUGAAAACGUACAAAAUCAUUUGGAUUAUAAACAGCAAGAAACGAAUUUCAAUAGCUACGAUAAUUAUGAUAGUCAAACAUACCAGAGCGAUUAUCAGCAGCCGCAACAACAACACUUUCCAGCGCAAGCACCGAAUUAUCCAGAUCAGAAUCAGUCGUAUCAGAAUCAAACCUACCAAGGUCCCCAAGUACCGGCCAGGCCUCAGAGUCAAGGUCGCGUUCUGCCACAGCAACCAGUGUCCAAUCCUUUUAGACCACCAGCACCAAUGUCCACGGGGGGCAAUCCGUUUAGGCAAGGUUUGUAA